UAUGUGUGCGAGAACGAGUACGUCUUUCUACUGGUUCGCGUACUGGGAAAGAGACGGUGGCAGUAUGUGAACGAGAGUGCCAAGAGUCGUAGAGAAGAUUUUUACUCAAAAUUGGGUCGACUCGAUGAAUGAUUGUCGUGUCUUCUCCGAAAAAAAUAAAAGGAAAAAAUGGGUGAUAACGGUCGUAAAGAGAAGACAAAAGUUUGACAGUGAACAAUGAACAUUUGCAAAGAGUCUCGUGACGACGUUUGUGAUGAUCAUAAUUCGUUUGAAUACUUGUGACGUGUACAAACACUGAUCUUCGAGAAGAAAGACUCUGUGUUAAAAAUUCCAUUAAAGAUCGAUAUAAAAAAACAGAGAGAGAGAGAGAGAAAUAUAAAAGAAAAACUAAAGCAAAGAUUCAUAUGGAAUAAUAAAGAAACACAUGCGUGAUUCUUUUCGAUAGAAUUCUUUUGAUUGGACACCAUAGAAGAGAAGAAAGUGGAAAGAGUCGAGUCGAGUCAAUUGUCGAGCGUUGUUCACUCUUGACGCCUCGAUGAAGAUUCACGAUCUUCUGGUGAGUUAACAUUCUAAAAAUACGGUGUAAGCUUCGUGAUCCUACAGUGGAAAUCUCCGAGCAUCAAGGAAAUUUCGCAGAGACGAUGUUAGUAGUUGGUUGAUAAUAAUACGCACUUAAUAUCUCAAUAACAAUUACAAUUCGAAGAAAAUUACAAUUCGACCGAAAUGGAAUGAAUAGUGUAGUUCUUCGGUGAUAAGUAAUUGAAACGAUUUCUCCGAGAGAGAGAGAGAGAGAGAUAAAAAGAAAAAUAGAGUGAGUGAGAGAGAGAGAGAGAGAGUAGAUUCAAAAAUCGCUCUUGAGGCGAUGCUCGUUCGUCUCAUAAAAAUUCAACUAAGCCGGUCAACCCGGCGUUAUCGAAAACGGUGAGAUUUGUCAAGGUUGUGAUCGGUAACGAAACCCUGAUGGCUACCUGCCAUCCUAGACCACUGAUACAACACCUGCAACUACAGGAACAGGCUCAGGUUGGCCUGGGUACUAUCAACGGAGUCGGUAGUCAAGGACAAAAAGUGCUCCAGCAAACCCAUUAUCAGCCUCACCUGUUGAAUUGGGUAUAUUUGGCGAUCACCGAUCAAAACUCAGCGCAACUUUCUGAUCAGAAAAAACUUCUGCCUGCGAUCUGGAGCAAUUACACAACGGCAAACUCUCAAACCUAUCUACAUCAAAACACUUUGAAUGCUUCCGGAGCAAUAGGUGCCAGUCUAGCCGAUAGUAUCGGUGAUCUUGCUGAACAUUUUACCGAAUUGGAUCUAUUGGAUAGGAAACCAAUGAAGAGACCACCGUCUACGUACUUGUGUCAUUUGUGCUUCAAAAAGGGUCACUAUAUCAAGGAUUGUCCGCAGGCUCGUCCAAAAGGCGAAGGUCUUACGCCUUAUCAAGGUAAAAAAAGAUGUUUCGGAGAAUACAAAUGUCCGAAAUGCAAACGUAAAUGGAUGUCGGGCAAUAGUUGGGCUAAUAUGGGUCAAGAAUGCAUGAAGUGUCAUAUUAACGUGUAUCCUCAUAAACAGAGACCAUUAGAACAACCCGACGGCUUAGAUGUGUCCGAUCAAAGUAAAGAACAUCCUCAACACCUCUGUGAGAAAUGUAAAAUUCUGGGCUAUUAUUGCAGGCGUAGUCAAUAACAACGAAAAAUAUAUAUGCGCCUUUUCUAAGACCAUUCUAAGGCUAUUUAAAAUUCUAUGUUACCGUGCCGUUGCUAAUAAAUUUUUUUCUACGUUCUAUGCACAUACUUUCGGAUGUGUAAGAACGCAUGGAUGUAUUUUAUUCCUUUCGAUAAUCUCGAUGUUAAUUACUGUUAAUACAACAACGGAGUAUUUUUUUGAUCAGCUGAGGAAUCAGAACUUUCAUACUCAGGGACAAAUUUCAUAAGAUCUGUGAGAAUGCAGAUACAACGCUCUGUUAUACAACAGUUAACGUAAUUACACUUAAAAAUUAAUAAUAACAAAAAACGAAAGUGAUGCGAGUCGAAGAGUUUAUAAUUAAGUUUUUAACUUUUUAUUUUCUCAAAUAUAUAAAGAGUGUAACAAAAACGCGUAACAAACUUUUACGAAAUGAAUUUUUUAUACGUAGAGAAAAAAAUAGAUUAUAUCAAAAUAGGCCCCAAAAUUAUGAUUAAUUUCUGAAUUAUAAGACUUUCAAGUAUGAUCUUAUUGUUAGUGUGCUCCAAUUAUUUUUAUUUUGAUUUGCUGGAAUUAAAACCGAAACAUUAGUUACAUCAUAUUAAAAUAUGUAAUCAUAUUUAGUGAAUUUCUUUUUGUACUGAAUGUCUUUAAUAUCUGCAAGUGGAUUAUCGUAUUAAAAACCGUAAGUACUUAAACGUGUUCGAAACUCAAUGAAACGAUAAACUGAGAUUUGUAUUCGAGCAGUCGGUGAUCAUUUUGAACAUUUCACGUAAGGAAUUAUCAUCAAAGUCAUAAUAUAAUCAUAAUAUAAUCCCAGCAAACAAACAUAAUUGGUAUAAACUAAAAUCAUACUUAUAAUUUAGAAAUUAAGCAUUUCUGAACUCAUUUUCAUAUAACAUCAUUUUCUUUAUAAAUGAAGAAUCCAUUCAUGAAGUUUCGUCACGUAUUUUUGCUUUUUUUACAUUAUAAAUAUUUGAUUAUGAUUCUACGUCAUAAUGAGACUUUUAUAUAGUUGAUAAAUAAAUUCUUUAACUUACACCACUUUCCUAUUAAUACGUUCGAUUUAAUAAAUACAUAAUAACUCUUAUGUAUAUCAGAAAAAGAAGAAAGAGAGAGAUAGAUAGAGAGAGAGA
Messenger RNA from Vespula vulgaris, 2810 nucleotides. RefSeq names its product zinc finger CCHC domain-containing protein 24-like. The coding region runs from base 961 to 1677 and encodes 238 amino acids. The record is from RefSeq and is a predicted model, not a curated record. Lineage: Eukaryota; Metazoa; Arthropoda; Insecta; Hymenoptera; Vespidae. Gene Ontology annotation, molecular function: nucleic acid binding; zinc ion binding. The transcript has 4 exons.